GUACAUUAGUCCGAGCGACCACCGUUGGAACCUUGUUCUUAGAACGAGGCCACCGUGGGAUCAUGCCCUGUCCCCUGAGCAAAUCUUGCAAUAUGCUGGUAGAGGAGGUCGACGCGAUGUACUGGCGCUAUGGCUCAAUAAGCAACACAGCCCUGCUCAUCUCGUACUUCUUGGGAAGAGUGGCUCCCCAAAACGGGAUCCCAGAGGGCGUCUAUGAUAUCGACAAUGAGUGCAAUCUCAUCAUUGAGAACGUCACCGCCUCCAAUCAGGGAACCUACUACUAUAAGCUGAAACCGCAUUUACUAGGCAUGGAAGUGGGACAGAUUGAAGUUUGUGACAAGGUCUCCCCAAGACGUUCAUAUCCUACCGUCAUCGGCUGCAAUCAAGACCACGAGGUAGACACGUGCGAGGCGAGAGUACGACACGACAGAACGAUGCACAACCUGACCUGCGUCAUGGAGCAGGUCAAACCUGCUGUGGAAUUGAAGUGGUUUUUGGGCGGGCUGACGGAACUGAAGGCCUCAUCAGCAGUCAGGCCUGUGGUUCUACCGGCUAACACAGGUUUGUGGUUGAGGAACAACACCUAUUCAACUUCAGCAACAAUCCAAGUUCCUUCGGAUUACAAUGACAUAGAAUAUGUGUGUGAGGCAAUGGGUGUUGCUGUACUAGGAAGCAGUACUACACGCACGAGGGUGCGCCUUACCAAAACUAAACCCACAACGGCAACUCAUGAUGGAGCCUUGCUCUUAGAACGAGGCCACCGCGGGAUUGUGCCCGGUCCAAAUAGCCUAACUUGCAAAUUGAUGGUAGAAGACGUCGACGCGAUAUACUGGUUCUAUGGCUCACUAAGCGACACAUUCAUGCUCAUCUCAUACUUCAAUGGAAGAGUGGCUCCCCAAAACGGGAUCCCAGAGGGCGUUUAUGAUAUCGACGAUGAGUGCAAUCUCAUCAUCGAGAACGUCACCGCCCCCAAUGAGGGAACCUACUUCUUUAAGCUGAAACCGCAUUUACUAAGCAUGGAAUAUGGACAGAUUGAAGUUUGUGACAAGGUCGCCCCAAGUCGAUCAUAUCCUACCGUCAUCGGCUGUAAUCGAGACCACGACGCAGACACGUGCAAGGUGAGAGUACGACACGACAGCACGGUGCAUAACCUGACCUGCGUCAUGGAGCAGGUCAAACCUGCCGUGCAAUUGAAGUGGUUUUUGGGCGGGCUGACGGAACUCGAGGCCUCAACAGCAGUCAGGCCUGUAGUUCUACCGGCUAACACAGGUUCGUCGUUGAGGAACAACACCUAUUCAACUUCAGCAACAAUCCAAGUUCCUUCGGAUGACAAUGACAUAGAAUAUGUGUGUGAGGCAACGGGUGUUGCUGUAGGAAGCAGUUCUACACGCACGAGGGUGCGCCUUACCAAAACUAAACCCACAACGGCAACUUAUGAUGAAGUUCGUUCCUCCAGCAAUCCAGGAACAACGCUUGCUUUGACAGACGGUAUUCCAAUUCCCAACAAACCCGUCGAUUCGAUUGCGAUAUGGGUCGUGGCUUCAAUCUUACUCAUCUGCUUUGUCGCUGCCUGUGUCUACAUUGUAAGUACAGUGUGUAUAAUUGUACAUGUAUUAAAAAAAGUUGGUGCUGGGACUUGGCAGGGGUUAGGAGCUUUGCUAAAUAUUUUGUCAACUGUGCACGAGGAGGGGUAGGGA
Molecule: messenger RNA, 1697 nt
Organism: Patiria miniata (bat star)
Lineage: Eukaryota; Metazoa; Echinodermata; Asteroidea; Valvatida; Asterinidae
Exons: 6
Coding region: 63-1694 (543 amino acids)
Source: RefSeq, a predicted model, not a curated record